GGAAGCGGUUUAGUUGAAGUCAAACGCGCAUUCGGAAAACAUGUCGAAUUUCAAUCGCAUUCUGAUCGUCAUUGUUAUCGGGUUGGCACUAGUUCAUUUUAGUGCUGUGGAUGCCCAGGCCGGAACGGUGCACUGGAACAAUGGAAAUGCGGCCGGCGUGGGCGUCUAUUCGAACGCCCAGUCCGGCGGGAUGCAUCCGCCGGGAAGUCUGGGUGGCCAGGAUCCGCAAUACAGCUACGGAUACGCCGGCAUCGAUUCGCGCGGUUCCUACGGCGGAGCGGGCGGCAAUGGAGCCUACUACGUGGGCGGCACGGACGAGCACGGUCGCCCCUUCUCCUACAGCAACCAGGUGGGCCAGCCCGGCCAGCCGGGCUACAUGGGCGUACGGCCGGACCCCAACUACCCGGGUGCCUAUGGCUACCAGAAUGGCGGAGCAAUCAUCGCCAGCUCGGUGGGCGCCACCGUGACCAUAGCCCUUGGAUUGGCCUUGGGCGGCAUGAGACUUUGAUGCGGCUGCAGCGUGGGAUCGUUUUUUUUUUUUAAUUAGUCUCUUAGCUUAAUUUAUGUAAACUUUUCAGUUGUGUAAAUUCUCCAUUAUUUACUAAAACAUAAAAUGUUUCUACUGCAAGGUGGUUUGUUGUCAGAAUGAAUUAGUUGAUUUGAUUUUGGUACGCCCAGAAGGCUUAGAGAACUCCAUUGAACGUCACAAUCGAAAUUAUAUUUCAUCAACGUAAAAGCCAAAUUUUUUUGUAAACGGAGAAAAUUUGAUUUUCAAAUGUCGCUUAGAAAAUCAGACAUUAGCCAACUGGUGAUCCAGUGCAUAGACGCCGUGGGUGGCUCUGCCCCCAAGUCGGUCAUCCUGAGCGCGGUGAGCACAGCCACGAGAAUCAAAUUCAGGGGAUUGGACAGGAAAAUUGAAGACGCUCUUAAUAAGCUCAUCGUUCGAUGUAUGAUCCACGAACAUGACGGCAACUAUUAUAUUAAACAUGCAAGGGAUGAGAUAACAGCAAGUGACAGUCACAGUGGCAAUGAAGAUUCAGAUUGACUUCGGAUUUAGAGAAUAAGCUGAAAAGCUCGACAAAUUCGGAUGUAUUCAAAUAUUUGAACAACUAAAUUCAAACACUUCAAGGGGAGCGAUAAAUAAAGGAAUAAUUAAAUGUAAAUUCAUUUCGUUGAUUUAUUCAGCAUUUAUACCUGCUCAGUUUAAGUGACUAACGAUAAACAAGUUGAAUUAGCAGAUCGGCUGCGUCAUCUUCUUGGGACACGCCCACCCAAUUGAUAUAUUUAAGCGGACAACGCCCAUGUAAUUAGCCGCCCCUUCGGAAGGCAGAAAAGCGAAAAGAACCCAAACGAAAACAAAGACGACAAACAAAUAUGGAGUGGAAUAUGGGCUGACACCUGUUGAUAAAGCUUUUGGGCCAGAAUAACUGAGUCGCAGGGCUUAUGACCUCAUGGGCAAACUACACCUAGAACACACAUGUUUGCAUCUAUAAGUACGAGAU
This is a messenger RNA of Drosophila mauritiana, 1502 nucleotides long. RefSeq names its product pupal cuticle protein Edg-91. The record is from RefSeq and is a predicted model, not a curated record. The coding region runs from base 41 to 508 and encodes 155 amino acids. The transcript is spliced from 5 exons. NCBI's taxonomy places the organism in Eukaryota, Metazoa, Arthropoda, Insecta, Diptera, Drosophilidae.